AUGGCCACCCAGAUUGACGCGACAGCGUCUGCAGCGGCCGAGCGACACCCACGCUUCUGGUUCGACGACGGCUCGCUCGUCCUUCGUGCACGCGGGCAGCCGGAUGUUCUGUUCAAGGUGCACCGCUCCCUGUUAGAGCGCCAGCGCCAGCAGGAGACUGCCGUACGUCUGGGAGAGGUGUAUGACGCCCCUGACGGUGUAAGCGAGGGUGAUCUGACUGCGCUCUUUGAGCAUCUCUACCAUGACAUACCACUAUCCCGCCAAGCCCCGCCGUCCCACAUCAUCGCUGUGCUGCGCGCAUCCUCGCCUGGGCAGCUCGACCUCCCCCAGGUGCACGCGCUCGCGCGGGGAUACUUUGAAGAGGUAUUUGGAGGCGGGCCAGCACCGUUCGAGCAUCCCGCGCAUUUGGAGGAGGCGCUGGGAGCUGCGAAUCGGUAUGGCAUACAUGCGGUAAAGAAACCGCUCUUCUACAGCCUGCUGACCACAUCCGAGUUCGAGCCCGAAAUUGAUACCCCAGGAGACGUCGGUGGGCCAACAGUGCUCGGAGCAGGAGAACAGCAGGCGGAACCAGAACUGGUCCCGUCGAUCGUGAAGCGGCACGUUCUCUCGCCGGCGGACGUCGACAGGUGCCGGAGCCUCAUGACGGGCGUCGUGGACCACUUUACGCCUAUAUUGUUCACGCCGCCGACGUCGCACAUGGACUGCACGGAUAUCUUGGCGGAUAAGUGGCUCCCGCUUGUGAUUCAGCCGGCCAUUGAGGACGACGGGGUGUACAAGCCGCUCGAGACGCUCGAGAGGAUCAAGCGGGUCGACUGGGUGAGCGAGGGGAUAUGCGCGGCGUGCGCGAGAGAGAAGCGGGAGGAGUGGACGCGGGAUCAGGAGAAUGUGUGGGAGAAGAUGGAUGGGUGGUUGAAGCUAUAG
Messenger RNA from Coniophora puteana RWD-64-598 SS2, 921 nucleotides. RefSeq lists its product as uncharacterized. The record is from RefSeq and is a predicted model, not a curated record. Lineage: Eukaryota; Fungi; Basidiomycota; Agaricomycetes; Boletales; Coniophoraceae. Bases 1 to 921 code for a protein of 306 amino acids. The transcript is spliced from 4 exons.